CAAGAAUUCACUGCCAUGGCCUCAGUCUCAGAUAGAUCUUCAGGUGAAUGAUGGGAUGGGCCCAUCUUCUGAUGCGGCACAGUAUGAAAUCUGCUUUGGAGAUAUACGUCGUCUAUUCCUUAUAGAAUACAAUUCGAGACUAAUUUGAAGGCAUCAAUUAGAUCUGGACCGGUUCCUAUAUCCAACGCCCCCUCUUGGAGGAAGCUAAGACGAGGGACUACCUUGCCCUCACUGUCCGCCUGGAGGGCUGUUGUGUCAUGUUGACUGAUCAAGGAAACACAAGAUAUGCAGGGCUGCUCCAGGAAGAAACAGGGGGAAAGCUCAACAGACUCUCCGGAAAUCUGUCCCUAAGCUUCAAGGCGGUUGUUCCGAUGAAUAUACGGGAGGGCGAUCUCAUGGAGUAUCUACCGACAGGCAUGAAUCGGGUGUACAUCACAGUGUAUGGAUUCUUAAAGGAUGGUGACUUGGUCUGUGAAGUGUUUGAUCCUUUGGAUCUAAUGCUACAACCCCCACGUUACUACGACGACUCAUUGCCCUACUUCAACCCACUUGUAUCCAUCUAUGGGACCCGUUACGACCGGGACGGUACCUUCCGGAAUGAUUACAACCUGACCGGUCGUGUGCUUCCGAGCUAUAUGUACGUCCCUCCAAGACAGCGUCCGACCAAAGACUCGAAUCCUCGAGACACACAUGCUCCUCGUAAGGACGAGAUUGAAAAAGUGUUCGACUCUGUACCGAGUACUGAGGUUUGCUCGCCACCUCCAAAGAGCCUGAGGCUGUGUACCCGACUGAAACAGCACCAACUCGAAGGCCUGUCUAUGAUGAUGGAAAAGGAGAAAGGAAUCCUUCAAGGAUGUCAGUUUGGUAGCCUUUGGAACGUUCAUCAUCAACAUGACGGCCGAGUGAGCUACAGAAACAACAUCACCAAGCACACUACAGAUACCAAACCACCCCUUUGCUUAGGGGGUCUGUUGGCAGAUGACAUGGGUUUAGGCAAAACAUUGACAACAUUGGCGCUUAUAGCAACCUCCCUUGAUCAGUAUGAUAAAGGCCAGUCGACAUUGGUCGUAACCCAACUGUCACUACUUUCGACCUGGGAGACCGAGAUCAAAAGACACCUAAACCCGGGAACCAUCAAGUGGCAUGUACAUCAUGGCGCGAAGCGAAAACCCGUCUCAAAUCUCAAAGACUACGACAUUGUUCUGACAACCUACGAGACUAUGAGAUCGGAGCAAUUGCAAGGGCAAACUGCUCAAAGGGGAAGUGUGCUUCAUGACAUGGAGUGGCACAGAAUUGUUCUUGAUGAAGUGUAUCCAUUCGAUACUACGUCAAUCUUUGAUGAAUACAUCCUGUCCCCGUUGAAAGAAGGUAAGAAGCAAGGAAUGGACAACCUACGAGCCUUAGCACGGUCAAUUUCCAUGCGACGUACAAAGGCAAUGGUCCAAGGGGAGUUGCAGCUAGGUCGUCGACAGGACAUACUCCACCAAGUGGAGCUUACGCAGGAAGAACGAAGAGGGUAUGAAAUACUCAAAAAGAAGUUCUCGACAAUUUUCUACGCGUUCUCUUCAACCUCAGGCAGUAAUACAAAGUCUACGUGUGCCUUCCAAACAAUUCUGAGACUACGCCAUUUCUGCAACCACGGACUCGGUCUGUUACCGCCUCAAAUGGUGGAAAUAUUCCGUGAUCACGUCGAGGAUAAUCUAAGGCUCACAAGCACCUUGAUUGGGGGGUCAGGAACGUGUGAUAAUUGUCAAGCUCCGAUGGGAAAGCAGGUCGAGAGAGACCCAAGUGAUAUACCUUAUCGUGAGGAUCGCCUUUGUUCCAAGUGCUUAUCUUCAAAACAGGGAGAAGGUCGUCUCGAGCUACCAGACAGCAUGGAGGAUGUCAUUCAUGAAGGGGGCUCAGUUCCCGAUAAUGGGCCAGAGCAACCAGAAAACAUGGACUACGAAGUCUGUGCAAACGACGUAAUCAUGGGCGAUAGGCCAUCAUCCAAGGUGCGAGCCUUGCUUGAGAAUUUGAGGCGCGACCAUGAAACAGGACAGAAAAGCGUCAUAUUUUCAUCCUGGAAGCAAAUGCUGGAUUUGGUAGCGCAGGCAUUGAAGAACAACCAUUUCAAAUAUGAACAAAUCGACGGGACAAUCAAGCCAGCUCAGCGAAAUAAAUCCAUCGAGAUACUUCGUGAUAGUGCUGAGUCCUGCAUCCUUCUUGCGUCUGUCGGGUGCUGUGGUGUAGGGAUCGAUCUGACAUUUGCGUCUCGCGUUCAUCUAAUGGAGCUCUUGUGGAGUCCAAUGGAGGAGGAACAAGCCAUUGAUCGUGUUCACAGAAUGGGUCAAGAACGUGGUGUGAUUGUCACGCGCUACAUCGUUCGAAACUCUAUAGAAGAAUAUAUUGUUAGGAUGCAAUUGCAUAAAUCAUCAGUCAUCAGGCAGGCCAUUGACGGGAGUGCGUCUGGGGAAGUUGUCUCUAUGACAGGGGUUUUGAGCCAGUUUUUGGAAGAUACGACAAGUGCAUGAGGCUUUUAUUUUCUUCAUUAUGAGGUUGAACCUCGGUCCCAUUUCAUGAUAUCUAGAUAGGCUUCGGAUUCAGGAUCCAGGAC
Aspergillus sclerotioniger CBS 115572 is the source of this 2596-nucleotide messenger RNA. RefSeq names its product DEAD/DEAH box helicase. NCBI's taxonomy places the organism in Eukaryota, Fungi, Ascomycota, Eurotiomycetes, Eurotiales, Aspergillaceae. The record is from RefSeq and is a predicted model, not a curated record. The transcript is spliced from 12 exons. The coding region runs from base 258 to 2513 and encodes 751 amino acids. Gene Ontology annotation, molecular function: ATP binding; ATP-dependent chromatin remodeler activity.